GAAGAGCCCUCUCCGCCAGCUCCACCCCCCUCCCUGAAGGAGGAGGCGGGCCUGGUCGCUGCGCUUGAAUCUUAUGAGCUCCAGGAGUGGCUACGUGUCCUUUGCAGAAUGCAUGUCUUGACGCAGCAAAUGCUGCUAGGGGGCCUAGAGUACGACGAGCUGAUACCGCUUCGGGCCAAACGAAUGAAGGUUAUACUCGCGCCCCCACCUUUGUUCGAGAGCAUAAAGUUGGCAAGGACCGAGAAGGGGGUCACGUGGCAUGUUGUCGAGACGGCGAAGCUGGUGGCAGGGGACAACGGCUUUGUUGCGGUCGCUACAGGCAGGGAUGAGACCUACGCCGUCCUGGAUCGUGGCUCUAAGCUUCAAGGAGCACUCUCCGCCCUGUUUGGCAAGAUGUGGGACCACCCACCGCUUAGCGAGAUCGUUCAGGAUCACAACCGCUUCAGGCUCAUCACCACCUCCAUCAAGGCUGUCUACGACUACACGGCCCGCAAAAUGGAGCUACCGGCAAGACUGGUUGUCGCACAGGAUGGCAAGCACGUGCACGUCAAGCACAACUGCGGCGACUCCCCGACCUAUCUCCAGCAGCAGCACCGGAGCUAG
Molecule: messenger RNA, 603 nt
Organism: Symbiodinium pilosum
Lineage: Eukaryota; Dinophyceae; Suessiales; Symbiodiniaceae
Source: the annotation of a GenBank genome assembly